CUACCCAAAACAACAACAUGAAUCUUGGCCACAUCCUGAUUUUAAUCCAUCACUAUUCAUUAUUGAUGGAAAACAUACAGCAACCUUUAGUAAAGAGAUCCUAACUAAACUAUUAGAUGAACUUGCUACUCAAACAAAAGACUAUAUCUGCAAAACCCACUCUAUGCCAACUGUUACCAAACGUCGCAACUAUUAUUUUUAUGAACUUUUAACUGCAUACCAACAAGCAGCUACACAAAACCACCUCAUUGAUACUAUCAAUAAGCAAAAAGCAAUAGAAAAUCUUACUAUUAAACCUAUCA
Messenger RNA from Racocetra fulgida, 302 nucleotides. Lineage: Eukaryota; Fungi; Glomeromycota; Glomeromycetes; Diversisporales; Gigasporaceae. The record is from the annotation of a GenBank genome assembly.